Molecule: messenger RNA, 2715 nt
Organism: Penicillium manginii
Lineage: Eukaryota; Fungi; Ascomycota; Eurotiomycetes; Eurotiales; Aspergillaceae
Exons: 5
Coding region: 1-2715 (904 amino acids)
Molecular function (GO): protein dimerization activity
Source: RefSeq, a predicted model, not a curated record
AUGGCAUACGACGGCCUGGACCCCGUAAGGAAUAAUAUCAUAGAUCUUCUACUUUUGAAUCGGAAGACUAUCGUGAAUGAGCGAGACCAGAGGGGCCGCUCGGUACUGUGGCACGCAGAAAACACUGGCAACAAAAGACUGAUCCUUCAACUGGCUCAGCUGCCGGAUCUGGAGUCCGAAAUUCCCGACAAUGAUGUGGAUACCCUCUCCUUACUUCUAUCUGAUGGUCCAUUCAAUCUCGACGGGCGCGACACGCUAAGUUCUGCCCCUAACGUGAACUUUACCCGACCGGCGGUUCCUCCUCUGAUCCCUGAGACACUCCAACACGUUAGCCCUAUUAAACAGAAGAUCUAUAUCCUCUGGACAGAGAUGGUGAAUGAUGAUUUUAUUACAUGGUGGCUACAGACCGAGUUUGGAAGUCAAAUGAAACGGAAUAUUUUCGAUGUUAAGCACCAGUCAGGGUGUUGGGAUCACUUUGAACAGGUUGCAGCUCCUCAAGAUGGAACUCCUAAGGUUAUGUGUAAGACCUGUAACCAUAUCCUGGCUCAUCCUGCCGAUCGCCACCGGGGAACAACCCAUAUGAACAAGCACUACACACAAGGGGUUAAUUGUCGGAAGCUAGCGCCUCGGUCGCAAGAUAUUAGACAGAUGAUAUCAAACGGGGUAUACCACACACCCCAAAGAUUGCAUUUUACCCAGCAAGCCUGGAUGGAGAGGUUGAUUACAUUUAUUACUGCCUCACGGUUACCAUUCCUCCUUGUUGAGCAUCCUGAAUUCCGUGCCCUAAUAGAAAUGGCAUGGCUUGCUCCGUCUAUGCCCGGAAUCCCUUCCGCGUUCACAGUCCGCCGGCAUCUCCGAGAGAUAGUGGAACAACGCCAGUAUACUCUUCUUCGCAAGCUCCCUCAGGGCGCAAAGCUCUCUGUUGCAUUAGAUUGCUGGACUUCCCCUUUUCGACAGUCUUUCAUAGCGGUAACGGGCUACUUUCUUGACCAAGAGUGGAACUACCGUGAGAUUUUACUUGGCUUUGAGCCACUGUAUGGGUCGCAUACGGGGGCCUAUCUAAGUACCGUUCUCCUGAAUCUUCUUGAGAAGCAUGAGAUUACUAACCGGGUGUUAACUAUCACUACUGAUAACGCGUCUAACAACAGCACGUUGCUAGAUAGUCUUCAAGAGGCCGUUGGAUGUCUAGAGCUACCUAGCCAUAUCCCGAUUGUUCGGAUACCCUGUAUCGCGCAUGUUACACAGCUUAGUCUGAAAGAGCUACUUAGUCAGAUGGAUGCAAACCCACGGAACGAUCGGGAAGAGAUGGAAUGGGCCGAUGAAGGGACUGAUACUAUCACCGGGGCUCGCCAAGAGAACACGAAGAUCGUGGCUACUCUUAACAAGGUUCGCAAGGUUGCCGUUUACAUCAACAAAAGUCCACAACGUCGCGAGAGUUUUGUGAAACUUCAGACGAAAGAGCCAAAGCUUAUGCCAAUCCAAGAUGUUCGGACGCGCUGGAAUUCAACGUUCCUAAUGCUCCGACGUGCCCGGCGGCUACAGUCUGCCUUUGAUACAUUCUGUGCCGAAUUCAACCUUACCGACAUAAAGAUGGAUAAAGAUGAAUGGCGACAGGUUGAUUAUCUUCUCUCAAUUACCUAUCCCUUCUUUAAAUUCACUUCAUCUCUCUCAGCAACUACGGAUGUUACUAUUCACAAUGUCUUCGGUAUCUACAACACCUUAUUUACUCAUAUUAAUAAGGCAAAAGCCCAGCUAGCGCGGAAGAGGGUUGGUUGGAAAAAGGUGAUGAAGUCGGCGCUAGAUUAUGCACGGGAUAAGCUGGCCGAGUAUUAUGGGAAAACUGAUGAUGUUCCUGGCGAUCUCUAUGUAAUUGCCACUAUCCUAGGGCCGAGGAAUAAGCUAGCAUUCUUCUCAGGGAAGGAUUGGGAGCCUCACUGGGCGCCACGCUACAGGAAGUCCCUAGAGACUUACAUUCAACCUUACCAAGAGCGCUAUAAACGGUCUCCGUCAACCGUCCAGUCCAUGAGAAACGAUAUAUCUGACAUUAAUAUCCUUGUGACACCUAUCGAAUCUCUUCAGUCUGAAACAACUGCUACAGAUGAGCUCACGCGGUAUCUUGGAAGUAGUACUAUACAUGCAACUCCUCUAGUGUACUGGAAGGAACACGAAAAGGAAUUUCCUAUUCUAGCAAGCCUCGCCCGAGACAUCCUCACUAUUCUAGCUAGUGGUUCUAGCGUUAAGCGGUUAUUUAACUCUGCCCGCGAUAUCUGUCACUACCGACAGGGCUCGCUGAAGCCACAGACGAUCCAAGAUUUGAUGAUGUUUAUGUGUACAGCAAGAUUUGAUGUCGAAUCAGAACAGCUUGCUUGGAUUGAUGAGUACCUUUCUACACAAGAAAAGCAAGCAGAGAAUGAGCGAAAGGAUGCGGAGAGGAAGAAAAACGAAGGAUUUGAUUCGAUCAGUGAUAACGAGGAAGAUUCUCUUACUAUUGAAGACAUUCAAGCCACGCAAUAUUCUACUACGUCUGUCAGUGAGCGUACACUUGGGAAGAGAAGAGCCGAGUUCAUAUCCGAUAGUCUUAUCCAACUGGAUGAUACUAAUGAGGUUCCUCUACCUGAUAAUAACUACUUAUUAGAGGAAAGUAGCACCCAGCGGCGUUCAUCUGGGCGCGUUCCAAAGCGCUCAAGACGGGAUGAGGAUUAUGUAUAUAACUAG